Messenger RNA from Effrenium voratum, 1911 nucleotides. Lineage: Eukaryota; Dinophyceae; Suessiales; Symbiodiniaceae. The record is from the annotation of a GenBank genome assembly.
AUGGUGCGAUGUCCCAUCCCGGUGCAGACCGCCUGUUCGGGCGUCGAGCUGCACUCUAAGAACUUGGGCGAGAAGAUCGUGCCAGCCAUCACAGUUUCCCUCAGCAUUGACAUCCCGGUGGAAGAACUCAUUGAAGCCUUGACAAGCUUCCAGCAAGGCCACCCGCCCCAGCCGAACGAGCUCCCCAGCACCUUCAUGGAGAAGCCCCGCAAGGCAUUGUCCUCGCAGGAAAAGCCCCGCAAGGAGAUGCACAUGCAGGUGGGACCGCCGCCUGGGCUCACAGCGCAAUGGGAGACCUUGGCCCCGAACAUGCGCAUUUUCAACCGCGUGAAGGUCUCGAACUUAGUGAAGCGCUUGAAAUCCCAAGACGUGCAGUCCAUCUUUGAACGCCACGUGGGCCCCGUGGCGCAUUGCAGCCUCGUGGAGGAUUCUGCAUCCAUCACCUUCCUGAACUCGGAGCACGCCAGCACGGCCGUUGAAAAGUAUGAUGGCGGAGUUCUGGAGGUGAGUACCGACAAGUCCCUUUCGGGCUCAGAUGCCAUUUUGCUGUUCCCGAAGGAUGGGAGCUUCCGUCGCACAGUUGAGGAUCGCCUGGGGCCCUUGACCCAGUGUCACUUACGGCGCGGGGAGGGGUGGAUGACGCUCUUCCGUGGGGCCAUCACCAAGCAACUGAAGCGCGAAGAGGCCUUGAACCAGAUUGACUUCAAAGGCACUGUCAUCACCGUGGCCUUGGACACCUCAGGAAGUGGCGAGGAGCGGAGGCCAAAGCCUGUGAUGGCGAAGCGCCACUUGGCGGGGAUGAGGCCCGGCUCCAGCGCCGGGGUGAAAUUUGACGAGGACGACUCCCCGGGCGGCCUGGGACAGCUGGCGCCAGUGCGCCCCAACACCUCUCAGUCCCCGCGGACAAAGAGCGCCACUAGCAACGCCUGGCAUGACGUGAUGGAGAUGUGCCGGAAAGCCUUCACCAGCAAGAUGCACAGUGUGGGCAAUGAGAUCCUCCAGGAUGUGAGAGGAGAGGUCCAACGCGCAGUUGGCACUUUGCGGGAGGAGAUUGGCACAAUGCUGGAGGCACGGGAACACACGGCCAACCAGCAACUGGAGUCCCUGCUUGACCAAAUCAAGCACCUCCGGCAGACGACGGAAGAGAGCGUCAUGAACAUCCAGCUGGACCUCAGUCCUGUCCUGCAGGAGAUUCAGCGACUAGACGGCCAGCACAGCGAGGCGCGGCAGAGGCAUGAGCAGCAACUGGAGAAGAUGCUGCAGCACUUGUCGCAGGCUAGCGCUCGCGCGGAGAUGGAUGAGGAGAAGUUGCAGCGGCUGCAGGAGAGACAGGAUCACACGGAAGGUCUUCUUUGCAGCGUUCAAACAGGCCAGGAGAUGCUGGCAGUCUCUCUGGAGAGAGCGGCAGAAGAAGUCCAAAAGAGCAGAGCAAAGUCCCACGAGGACCACGCUGACAUGAUGCUCUUCUCGUCGCAUGCAUCCCAGCGAAUCCACGAGCGCUUGCAGGAGCCUGUCCACGUGGACUUCGGAGAGGUCCUCCGCGAGCUCCGCAAGAACCAGUUGGCGACGACUUCUGACACGCGCACAAUGUUGGGCGAGAUCGGGAAGAUUCAGCAGGCUUUGCACCUGGAUUUCAUACAGAUGGCAGAGUAUGUCCGAGAGGAGUCCCAGAAGCGGCCCAGCGUGGUGGCCGUGGAGGCUGUGGAGGUGGACCCGCCCGAGCUGGAGGUGGAGCCUAUUUCCAAGGAGCUUCAUGUUUCCGGAGCCAAGAGCCUCGGUGUUGUGGACUUUCUGGACAAGGAACCGCCCAAGUUGGACCGCAUUGCGUCCACCCCCGCCCCGCCGGAGAAGGAUGGCACACGCAGUGUGCCGAAUGAAGUGGUGUCCUACAAGCGGGGUCCCAUGCCUUAG